Molecule: messenger RNA, 1164 nt
Organism: Somion occarium
Lineage: Eukaryota; Fungi; Basidiomycota; Agaricomycetes; Polyporales; Cerrenaceae
Source: the annotation of a GenBank genome assembly
AGCACCGAAGCUUAAAAUAGUUGAACAUGCCCACUUGCUGCUGUUCUCGCCAUGGAAUGCUAUGAAUACGACAUAUCUUUGUUCAAUUUUUGCUAAACGGAGAGAACCGUGCCGACAGAAGAUACAAUUGGGGAGAUACGGUGUUGUCUCUGACAGGUCGACCUUUGUGUCGAGACUCUUUGGGACUGGCAGUAAGUUCCAUGCCACGGUCUGAGUCUCCCCGCAGCUUUCGUGUUACAUUUGUACUAUUUUAUCGGCAUAGGAAGGGUCGGAGUGUCUAGGAACUCGCCUCGGGUGUGUGGGUUUCCAAUGGACAAUAAGGUGCAGUACAAGUUAAUUGGUAUACGUUGUCUUCCGAAUUCCUCCGUGCACAAGUUACGGUCUUCAUUCUCCUCUUCCUUAUCUUUGCGUUACGUUGUGUCUCAUCGUUGCGUCACUCUAGGUAACAGCACGGUCUUACUACAACCAACUUGCACCAACGUUGAGCAAUCGUAUCUGUUCGCUCUCGUAAAGCUGUGAAGCACCAGUGCAGAUUCGCGUCGACGCCCUACUCGAAGUUGACAACGCGUCUUUGGCUUGAUCAUGAAUAAAUCCUUGGUAGCAUACGCAAGCUCACCUGAAUUGGUAAGUUGGUGUCGGACAUCCGCCUGCCUCGUUGUUUCCUGCCUGCAAUUCAGCUACGGCGACCCUGCCUCCAAGGACGAUGCGAAUGGCAGCGUCGCUGAAGGACAGGUUAUCUUCGUAGCAGUUGACGUUGAUAUUGCCAAACUUACUCCACUUUUCACUCUCAUGCAUGACGAGAUCCCUCGCGUUCUUUUUUUUCAGUGUUUCUGACGUUUCUGACAGAUAUGAGUCAAUGGUCCCGAAAUUGGAGCUGGAUGUGACGAGUCGACAGCAAGUAUAUGGGACCAGGUACUCCAACGUAUACCGCUUAAGACUUCAGGGCGGCGGCGAUGUCUGCGUGAAGGCAUUAGAAAUAGUCGGAGAUCUUUUAGAUGAGGCAACUCAGAAGGACCACAAUAAGAGAGUCAUGAAGGAACUCAAAUUAGACCACAAGAACAUGGACCUCAAAACCUUAUUCGCUAAAGCUCGAAGCCUUGCGAUGUACUGAAUAGCGUGUGUACAGCUAAUGCUGAUAUAAUGAAUGGAACCGUCAUAAACAGU